Lactuca virosa is the source of this 3891-nucleotide messenger RNA. NCBI's taxonomy places the organism in Eukaryota, Viridiplantae, Streptophyta, Magnoliopsida, Asterales, Asteraceae. The record is from the annotation of a GenBank genome assembly.
AUGGUGUUCAAGUUUCUGUCCCUUUCAUGCAUACUAUUUGGCUUCUUCUUCCUCAACAAUGCCGCCAUUAUCGAUCAACACCCAGAAAAAGAGAGCUUGCUGUUCUUCAAGAACUCACUUUUGAACCCCAGUAUACUCACCACCUGGAACCUCACCACCCCACAUUGUCAAUGGGAAGGUAUUCUUUGUCAAAACGAACGAGUUACUUCACUCGUUCUCUCAACUCACUCACUCAAAGGCUCACUCCACAUUUCCCUUUUUUCUCUCUCAAAUCUCAUCGUUUUGGACCUUUCUUCAAAUCUGUUUUACGGCGAACUUCCUCGAGAAAUAUCCCAACUCCGGCGGCUGCAAGUGUUGAAUUUGGGUAAUAAUCAGUUUUCCGGCGAGUUACCAAGUGAACUCGGGGAGUUGACUCAGUUGCAAACACUUGAGCUUGGACCCAAUUUCUUUUCCGGCGUUAUCCCUCCUGUUAUUGGAAGAUUAUUAAAUAUGGAGUCGCUUGACCUUUCAUCCAACUCUUUUACUGGAAUAAUCCCACCGGAGAUUGGAAACCUUACGAAACUCCGAUCACUCGGUCUCGGCAACAAUUUUCUAUCAGGUUCUGUCUCUCCGUAUCUUCUCACCAACCUUAGUAAUCUAAUCUUUUUGGAUAUCGCAAACAAUACACUUUCUGGCCACAUUCCUCCUGAAAUCGGAAGCCUGUCAAAACUUACCGAUCUUUUUCUUGGAAUCAAUCGUUUCUCCGGCGUACUGCCACCGGAAAUUGGAAAUCUUGAAAAUUUACAGAACUUUUACUCUCCUUCUUGUUCAUUACAAGGCCCGUUGCCGGACACCAUUUCAAACCUCAAAUCGUUAUCAAAACUCGAUCUUUCUUAUAACCCAUUAAAGUGUUCUAUCCCAAAAUCGUUUGGAAAAUUGCAAAACUUGACAAUAUUGAACCUUGUGUACGCCGAACUGAAUGGUUCCAUUCCCGGCGAGCUUGGAAACUGUCGUAAUCUCAUGACGUUGGUUCUUUCUUUCAAUUCGUUAUCGGGGCAUUUACCACAAGAGCUUUCGCGGCUACCAUUAAUGUCGUUCUCCGCAGAAAAUAAUCAGCUUUCGGGUCCUUUUCCACAUUGGGUUGGCAAAUGGGAUCGGAUGAGCUCACUUCUGUUGGCCGGAAACCGGUUUACUGGCGUGAUCCCACCGGAGAUUGGUAACUGUACGUUGCUUAAUGUUUUGGGUUUAAGCAAUAACUUGUUAACGGGCUUUGUUCCUAAGGAAAUAUGCAAUGCGGUUUCAUUAUCGGAGCUUGAUCUUGAAAGCAAUCUCCUUACGGGUUCAAUUGGGGAUACUUUUAUGGCCUGUAAUAAUCUUACUCAAUUGGUGCUGUCUGAAAACCAAAUUGUGGGGUCGAUUCCUGAUUACUUUUCUAAGCUUCCGUUAAUGGUUCUUGAUCUUGAUUCAAAUUACUUAACGGGUUCAAUUCCGAUAACUUUAUUUCAGUCGGUGAAUUUAAUGGAGUUUUCAGCUGCAAACAACAAGUUGGAGGGUAAUCUCCCUGAAGAAAUAGGGAAUUCUGUCACGUUAGAAAGGCUGAUUCUCAGUAACAACAGGUUCACAGGAGAAAUCCCGAAAGAGAUUCAAAAGCUCACGUCCCUUUCGGUUCUUAAUCUGAAUUCAAAUCAUUUCUCCGGCUCCAUUCCUGUUGAACUUGGGGAAUGCAUCUCUCUUACGACCUUGGAUCUUGGUGGAAACAAAUUCAAUGGCUCGAUUCCGGAAGAAAUCACUGGUUUAUCGCAAUUACAGUGUUUGGUACUUUCGAAUAACAAUCUUUCUGGUUCAAUUCCGUUUUCAAACAAAUCAAGUUACUUUAGCCAAGUUAGUAUUCCGGAUUCAAGUUUUGUUCAGCACCAUGGGUUAUAUGAUCUUUCACAUAAUCGUCUGAGUGGCACGAUACCAGAGGAACUAGGAAAGUGUUUGGUUGUGGUGGAUCUUUUGCUUAAUGGUAAUCUACUUUCCGGGAAGGUCCCCACAUCUUUGACUAAGUUGACCAACCUCACGACGUUAGAUUUAUCUAACAAUCUUUUAUCCGGUGAGUUACCUGGUGAAUUCGGCCAUUCAUCAAAGCUUCAAGGUUUGUAUAUGGGGAAUAAUAAUCUCACCGGCUCCAUACCUAUCGAACUAGGUCAACUCCAAAGUCUUGUGAAGCUUAAUUUGACCGGAAAUCGUCUUUCCGGCCCAAUUCCUUCCACAUUUGAGGGGUUAAUUGGAUUGACACAUUUGGAUUUAAGCAACAAUUUGCUUGAUGGUGAACUUCCUUCUUCUCUUUCAGACAUGGUGAAUCUUGUUGGGCUGUUCAUACAAGAAAACAGGUUGUCCGGUCAUAUUGAUCAACUUUUCUUUGGCAGCACGGAGUGGCGGAUCGAGAUCAUGAAUUUGAGUGGUAACUUGUUUUCUGGUGCAUUACCUCGAGCGCUAGGGAAUAUGACGUAUCUGACUUCCAUGGAUCUUCACGGGAAUGGAUUUUCUGGUGAGAUUCCACCGGAGCUUGGGAAUCUGAUCGAGCUAGAGUACUUAGAUUUUUCAAACAACAGGCUUUCGGGAAGAAUUCCGGAUAGUCUUUGUAAUGUUUUGACUUUAAACCGUUUGAAUUUGGGCGGAAACCGGUUAGAAGGUCUGGUUCCGAGGAACGGAAUUUGCGGGAAUACAUCAAGAAUCUUGUUAUCCGGGAACAAAGCGUUAUGCGGUGGGAUACUCAGUUUACAAUGCCCAGACACAAGCUUCCGACGAGGUUCAAAGUUCUUCAAUCUCUGGUCAUUGGCUUCAAUCGCCACAGGGACUUUGUUGAUCACGAUUUCCAUAACUCUCAUGGUGAAAAGACGCAUUCAAUCAACCAAAAGGAAGACUGAUUGUGAAGAUCCCGGUGUUAGUAAUAGCGGUUCAGUCGAUCACAAUUUGUAUCUUUUGAGUAGCAGCAGGUCCAAAGAAUCGUUAAGCAUCAAUGUAGCCAUGUUUGAACAAUCCCUCGUGAGGUUGACUCUCGUCGACAUUCUUGAAGCCACCAACAAUUUCUGUAAAUCAAAAAUUGUUGGCGAUGGUGGAUUUGGAACCGUUUACAAAGCCCAAUUGCCAAACGGGAAAACCGUCGCAGUCAAGAAACUGAAUCAAUCAAAAACACAGGGUCAACGAGAGUUUUUAGCCGAAAUGGAAACCCUAGGAAAGGUGAAGCACCGGAAUCUCGUAUCGUUGCUUGGCUACUGCUCUUUUGGUGAAGAGAAACUUCUGGUUUAUGAUUAUAUGGAGAAUGGAAGUUUGGAUCAUUGGCUUCGAGCUCGAACAGGUGACACCGGAAUCUUGAAUUGGACCCAACGAUUCAAGAUCGCGGUGGGUGCAGCUCGUGGGUUAGCUUUUUUGCACCAUGGAUUCACUCCACAUAUAAUUCAUAGAGAUAUUAAAGCGAGUAACAUUCUACUUAAUCAAGAUCUCGAGCCUAAAGUUGCUGAUUUUGGGUUAGCCAGGUUGAUAAGUGCUUGCGAGACUCACGUAAGCACUGAUCUCGCGGGAACAUUUGGUUACAUUCCACCGGAGUAUGGUCAAAGCUGGCGGUCAACGACGAAAGGAGAUGUUUACAGUUUUGGAGUGAUACUUCUUGAAUUGGUUACCGGAAAAGAGCCGACGGGACCGGAGUUUAAAGAUGUUGAAGGUGGGAAUUUGGUUGGGUGGGUUUGCUAUAAGAUCAAGAAAGGUCAGGCCGUCGAUGUGCUUGAUCCAACGGUUGUUAAUGAUGAUUGGAAGCCGGCGAUGCUUAAAACGGUUAAGUUUGCUGCGAUUUGUGUCUCUGAAAAUCCGGCUAAUCGGCCGACGAUGCUUCAUGUGCUUAAGUUCUUGAAAGAAAUCGAAGCUUUGUGA